AUGACCUUUUCUCGUCGAAUCACGCUCUUUGUUGUAUUGGCUGCUGUGGCCAAUGCCAUUCCCACAGCUCUCAAUGAAAGGUCUAGCCCAGUAUUGCCAAGCAAAGACUCGUUUUAUAAUGUCCCAGACAAUCUUGAUCAAUUCCAACCAGGUGCAAUCUUAAGCCACCGGAAGCCGCCGUACCCAAUCGCGGCCUUUGGCAUUGCGCCAGUUAACGUCGAGGAAAGCCACCAAAUUCUGUACAGGACUACAGAUAGCUUUGGCAAUGCGACAGCGACCGUUUUGACCGUGCUUGUUCCACACAAUGCCAAUCGGUCAAAGGUUCUUUCUUACCAGAUUGCGGAAGACGCCGCCUCUCCUGACUGCGCGCCGUCAUAUGCUCUGCAGCUAAAGUCAGCUACCGGGCCACUCCUUGGCACCAUUGUCACUCAAGCUGAGCUUCUGCUGGUCGAAGCAGCUCUAGAGCAGGGCUGGGUUGUCAUUGUCCCUGACUUUCAGGGCCCCAAAGCUGCAUACUUGGCUAAUAAGCUUGCUGGUUACGCUACACUUGAUGGUAUUCGGGCGGCCCUUAACUCAGCCGAAUUUACAAACAUCGCAAGUAAUCCCACGAUUACCAUGUGGGGAUAUUCCGGAGGCAGUCUGGCUACAAACUGGGCCGCCGAGUUGCAACAGGAUUAUGCUCCCGAACUCCGGAUUGCCGGUGCUGCGGUUGGCGGUACCGUUCCAGACAUCACAAAUGUGGUUACUACCAUCAACAAGGGCCCAUUUGCAGGCCUGAUCCCAACGGGAAUUCUGGGUCUAUCCGCAGAAUACCCUGAAUUAAAAAAGGUUGUGCAGGACCAUUUACGACCGCAAGCUUCGAAAAAGUUCAACAAAGCCGGGACUCAAUGCCUAGCUGCAAAUGCUGCCGAGUUUCUCUUCCAGGACGUUGUGGGCAUGUUUGAUGAUCGACGACUUGUAUACGAGAACCCCACCGCUGUCAAGGUUCUCAAAGCAAAUGCGCUGGGUGCUACCACACCAAAGAUCCCUCUUUAUUGGUACAAGUCAGCGCUGGAUGAGGUGAGCCCUGUAAAGGAUUCAGACUCUGUUGUGGAGCUGUACUGUUCCAAUGGAGCUAGGAUAGAAUAUGUCCGCGAUAUUGCCUCGGAGCAUGGAAGCUACGCCGUGAUUGGAGCACCGAAGGCCCUAUAUUGGCUGAAAAAUAUCAUGGAUGGCGGCAAGCCCAAUACAGGCUGCUCGAAGAAGACGGUGUUAUCUUCUCUAAUCGAUGUGGCUACGUUGGAUAUUGUUCCCAAAGUUCUCAUCGACGCAUUAUUGGACUUACUUCACAAGCCAGUCGGUCCCAUCCUGUUUGGCUAA
Pochonia chlamydosporia 170 is the source of this 1359-nucleotide messenger RNA. Its product is annotated as secretory lipase. The record is from RefSeq and is a predicted model, not a curated record. Gene Ontology annotation, biological process: lipid catabolic process. Gene Ontology annotation, molecular function: triacylglycerol lipase activity. Lineage: Eukaryota; Fungi; Ascomycota; Sordariomycetes; Hypocreales; Clavicipitaceae. Bases 1 to 1359 code for a protein of 452 amino acids. The transcript has a single exon.